This is a messenger RNA of Lasiosphaeria miniovina, 2786 nucleotides long. RefSeq lists its product as uncharacterized. Gene Ontology annotation, cellular component: cytoplasm. The transcript has a single exon. NCBI's taxonomy places the organism in Eukaryota, Fungi, Ascomycota, Sordariomycetes, Sordariales, Lasiosphaeriaceae. The coding region runs from base 321 to 2399 and encodes 692 amino acids. The record is from RefSeq and is a predicted model, not a curated record.
CCCCGAUCCUGUCGGCACCGCCACACUUUUCCCCUACAAUUACGGGACGUUAGGAAGGCUUAGUUCAGUCAGAUAACUACCUACCUACUGGAGGCGCGCCAGGUUUUCCUAGUUGGUCGCUAAACCAGCUGUCCUUCCCAGCCUUUGCUUUGAAUGCAGGUGCCGUUAUCCGUAGGUACUGUACUGUACAUACUGUACCGCGGACGUCAGUCAGACGCCGCCAACGACCAAACGUCUCACUCCUUGAUUCUCGACCCCGCGUUCCUAUCAAACUUUUAGUUUUCAUCUCGAGUUGUUGCGCCAUCAUAUAGCUACUUGCAAUGGCCGAGGUUGACGAGCCGCAAUUUAGCACGCUUGCUGAGCGCAUUGCUGCUCUGAACAGGCAGAAGAACUUCCAGGCGCCACCCAUUACAGUUGGCAAGCGAGCCCCGCCGCCACCACCACCUAAUCGUGCCGCAACUGUCAUCGGGACGACGACCGUCGCUAGCCCGCCAUUUUCAGCUUCAGCUUCGUCCGACAAUGCCGCCUCUCCGCAGCCGAGCCCUGCGAUCCCUCCGCGCCCUACAAAGGCCGCGAGGGCCGCUACAGACUGGGCACCGCCGCCGCUGCCGAGACGGAAAACAGAGUUUGAGAAUGACGAGCAGCCAUCAAUAUCGCCGAGAACGCCGGCCAUACCAAACGGCUCGUAUGGCUCGUCCCUACCCCCUCCUCCAUUGCCUUCGCGCAACUCGCAGCAACAAAUCUCGCCCGCUCUCCCCGAGCGUCGCCCUUCUACUCAAACUGUUCACACGCGAAGGAAUUCCAAUUCCUCAGAAAUAUCGUAUUUGUCCACUGUGUCGUCCCUAUCCCUGAACAACACCAGAUCCUCGGCUUCUAGUGUUGGAACAGACAUCCAGCCCCUAAGGAGACUUCCCCCGGCCCUCGACCAGGCGAAGCUUCCCCCGCUACCGCCCACCCGCCGUGAGCUCGAGGCAAAGGCCAGGGAGAGGGAGAGAGAGGAGAAAAAAAAUGCUGCCACAAGGUCACCGUCGCUUACACCCAAGCCGUCACCAUCCGUUGGUUCCCGCAUCGCGGAGCCCCCGUCCCUUCCCCCUCGUCUCCCGUCAAGGCCCGGCAGGUCCCCAGCCACUGCACGCGCCGACGAGCCAUCGCCGGCUCUUCCAGCCCGCCGCUUGCCCCCCACCCCGACGAGUUAUCCGUCCAAGUCUCCGCAGGGGUUCGGUGGAGGCGCGGUUGCGAAGUCUCCUGGCUCGUCCCCUCCCGCAGUUCCCUUAAGCUCCCGCCCCACAUUUGAGCAAAUCGAUGCAGUGGCGUCCCGGGCAGCCGCAAGCCCCUCCACGGCGCCGCAGUGCCUAGUCUGUCGCGAUUAUUCCGGGCCGGACGCGGCGGCCGCCAAGUACCCCAUCAGCUCUCUGCCGCGUCAAGACCCCGUGGGCUAUCUGGCUCACGUCCUGUGCGACCCCUUUCCAUCACAUACGGACAAGGCCCGAGCCAUCUUCACGUGGUGCCACCACAAUAUUGCCUACGAUGUCGAGGGCUUUUUCGGCGGCUGCAUACCGCGCGGCCAGACGACGGCCGAAAUGAUCUUCAGCGGCAAGGCCGUGUGCGAGGGCUAUGCGCGCGUGUUCGAGGGCGUUGCGAAACGUGCCGGCCUUGAGGUGCUCGUGGUCGUGGGGCACGGCAAGGGCUAUGGGUUCCGGCCGCUAGCGGCGGGACAGCCGCCACCCCGUCGCGACCCAACGGGACACGCGUGGAAUGCCGUGCGAAUCGACGGCGGAGAAUGGAAGGUGAUUGACGCGUGUUGGGGCGCCGGCGCCGUCGGCGAAGGCACCUACACCAAGCGCUUCGCCCCCGAGAUGUUCUACCUCUCCAACGAGCUCAUCGGGCUCAAGCACUUCCCCUCGGACCGGAACCACUUCUUCCGCUCCGACGGCCGCAUCCCGUCGUGGGAGGAAUACAUUGUGGGGCCCGUCAAGGGCGAGGUGGCCACGUGGUACAGCGGCGGAUCCGACGAGGGCCUGAGCGAGUUCACCUUCUCGCCGCGCGAGAAGAAGAUCCCCGUCCGCAGCGGCGAGGUCGUCCGGUUCCAGUUCUCUAAGAUCUGCGAGCACUGGCGCCCCGAGCAGCACGGCAAGGGCGCCCAGAUGCUCUUCGCCGUCCAGAUCCACGGCCGCGACGGCCGCUCCGAUGACAUGGUCUGCAUGGAGACGGACGGGUUCUGGUACUGGGCCGACAUUGAUGCCGCCGACCUCGGCACGCCCGGCCAGAUGGUCUCCCUGUUCGGGUUUGACACCCUAGACAACCAGAGCGCCCGUGGCGUCACCAAGGAGGAGUUCCUGAGGAAGAAGGGCCGGUGCGGCUACAGUCUGGUGGGCAUAGCGGCGUGGGAUCUGGUCUGAGUCGUUGUAUGCUAGAGUGCUGUUUAGACUGCGUGUCUUUUGGAUACAUUUUCCGGGGGCGGGCUAGGUUGAAGAUGAAUGGGAAUUGGUUAACUUGUUGUGGGAUCAUCCACAGCGAGAACAUGAUUAGGGACGUUAGAAGACACCCAGGCUGUUAGAUUUUAUAAUAGUGAUGAUGACGACAGCAGCAGGGAUACAGUGCUCCAGGUUCGCGACUGGGUUUGCGUUCUUUGCAUCGAGCCCGACCGGGCAUUUCUCAGAGUUUGGGGACGUGAUCCAAUGUGCCAUUCGUUGAUACAACGGUUUCCAGGAAGAUACUUGUUGCAGGACUUUAUAAUUGAGCAGUAAGAGGACUACCUAUACUCCCAAAAAAAAAAAAAAAAAAAA